This is a messenger RNA of Rosa chinensis, 4883 nucleotides long. RefSeq names its product putative disease resistance protein At4g19050. Gene Ontology annotation, molecular function: ADP binding. NCBI's taxonomy places the organism in Eukaryota, Viridiplantae, Streptophyta, Magnoliopsida, Rosales, Rosaceae. The record is from RefSeq and is a predicted model, not a curated record.
AAUCAGAAAAACAAAUGGUUAGUGAUUUGAAUUGUGGAAUCGUGUAUUUGAUCAAAGCUGCCUGAAACCCAUUCAUAUUUUCUCAGAGGCCCCCCUGCCUAUAUCUAAAAUCCCCUUAGCAUGGCUGAGAAGUGCUGAUCGACUAUCAACUCGAUCAACAUUUAAGAGGAAACAUUCUCAUUAGUAUUUCCCACAGCUCGAUCGGUUUUCUGGGUUCUCAGUUUCAACUCCACCUUUCAGGAGAAGCAAAAGAAAGAGUAGCGAUGGAAAAGAUUGGGAUGAGAAAGGGAGAGAAGUGAACUCGAGUAUGAUUUUUCCAUUACUGAAUCAAAAAUCAACUGACAUCAAACGAGAAAAAGGCGAAUACACAUGUUUUGGUGAAGACUGAACAUACUAUACAGUUUUCUCUCAUAGCAUGUCUGAGAAGUGACAAGUAUCCUAUCAACUUGAAUAACAUUCAACAGAAAAAUCAGACUUUCAUUAGUCUUUGCACAGCCUGGUUCGUGUUCAGAAUCUCAGUUUCAAGUCCACCCAUCAGCAAUGGUCUUAGGUACAAAGGAGGAACAUAAAAAGAAGAUAUUGGAGCUGUUGAAGGAUCCCAAUGUGUCAACAGUAGUUCUUGAUGGGAAGCGUGGAGUAGGGAAAACGAGGAUAGCAAAAGAGAUAAUCAUGGAUGAAGAUUUCCAUGGCACUCUCUGGCUGUAUGUGAAUGACAAUUAUGACACAGAAUCUCUUCACAAAAACAUUGCUCGCCAGCUAUCUCUUUUCUCUAUUUAUGAGGAAUGGGAAGAUGAUGAUGCUGUCGAGGAGGAGCAGAGCUUGGAAAAGUUGAAGCCGAGAAUAUCUGUGAAGCUUGAAGAAUUCAGAUCUGCAGCACAUGAAAAACAUAAACUGUUUCUUCUAGUUCUGGAUGAUGUUCCUCAUCAGAAGGAUGUAGAGGAGAUUGUGGAAGAAGUUAACAACCUGCUGACAAAUGACCGCUCGUCUUUCAAGGUUUUAAUCACCAGAGGCACCACACUCGGGAUGAACCAGGAAAUUAAGAGCUGCAAUACAAAAGUACGCCAGAUAAAUCCAUUGUCCACGGAUGAGUCCUUGGCUUUAUUGCGUGAAAGAACCAAGAAAGAAGUUUUUGAUCGUCCAAGCUUUGAAAAACUAUCCACAGCUAUUGUGGAGAUGAGUAAGGGUAUUCCUACCAUACUUAUCACCAUAGCAAAAGCAAUAAAUUACCUGGAAGAUGAAUGUUCUGGCGUUUGGUCGUUGGAAAAUGUUUUGGAAGAAGCAGCUUAUGAUGGGGAAACUGCUAUAAAUCUGCUACUUCGCUCUUGGUGUAAUGCAUUGCCAACCGGUGCUCCGACCGACUGCUUUUGGCAUACCCUGCAGCUUCUCAACAAACAUGGUGGUGUUCAUUACAAUGAGUUGAUCACACAAUGGAUAAUGGAAGGAUAUUUUGGAUGCAACAACCAGAUUGGGAAGGUCUAUGAGCAAGGACAUAAGGUUCUGAUGGACCUUAUAGAUUGGGGCAUGCUGACAAAACAAGAGGAUAAUAUGGUUGUCAUGGGAGGAAUAAUUUUGAGUAUAACUGGUCAUUGCCGACGUGAAUUGAAUGAGACUGCAAGGCUUGGAUUGGCUAAUGUGUUUGAAGAUGAAAAUUGGAAAGGUCUUGGAAUGCUUGCACAUACGGAUCGUAUGAUAAAAUCACCAUCAUGUCAUAAGACCUGGGAGAAAGUUUCCACACUUCUGAUGGAUGGGCAUUGCAUUGAUAGGGAAGUACCUGUAACAUGCUUUCAACAAAUGAAGACUCUCCAAGUUCUCAUGUUAAUCAAGCCUAGGUUCUCUCUGCUAGUACCCUUGGUUGGCAUAAAUAACCUUUCCAUUCUUGUGCUUAGAUUCUGUGAUCGCUUGGAGAAGAUUGAUCCUAUCCGAGAAUUUCAAAGCUUAAGUGUUCUUGAGAUAUCUGGUGCUACUUUGUUGGAGAUGAUCCCCAAUGACUUUUUUACAAAGAUGCAUAAGCUUCGAAGCGUUAACCUUUCUGAAGCCAAGGUCAAAUCACUACCUAGUUCUCUUUUUGAAAGAAGUGAACUACGGUGGCUCAUCCUUAGAGGAUGUUCUCAAUUGAAAACACUUCCAAGCUUAAAAUCCUUGGGAAAGCUCAAGGUGCUUGAUCUUUCUGGUGCUACCUCUUUCAGCAGAUUCCAAGACAAAACCUUUGCAGCUCUUCAGAAACUUCAUACACUUAAUCUUUCUAAUUCUCAAAUUACUCGCUUACCUUUUCUUCAUGGUAAUGAUGAGCUUAAUCAGCUCCUAUUAGGUGGCUGUGCAAGUUUAAACAGACUUCCAACCUUGAACACAAUACCUCGGCUUCAAAUUCUAGAUCUUUCUGGUGCUACAGGCUUAAAAGAAAUACAGUUCGAACCUUUAGAUAGCCUUAAGGCCCUUGAUUUAUCUGGAACUCGUAUUGAAAGGCAACCUUCCAGUUUCAGCCACCUUUCUGAUCUCUCCUUACGAGAGUGUCAUGAGCUUGCAAGACUUCCACUCACAAAAGAAAUCAAAUAUCUUGAAUCACUUGACCUUUCUGGUUCUAGCACUAAGGUUGAAAUUGAAGACAAAUUCUUCCAGCAUAUGAGGUUUCUUCGAGUUCUCAACUUUUCAACAGUUAAGAUAAAAGAACUACCUUCCCUGUCCAACCUAGCUAACCUCUGUCAACUUUUCCUAAAGGAUUGUUUAUGUUUAGAAAAGCUUCCAGAGAUGGAAGGACUUAAAAGGCUCCAAGAGCUUAAUCUUUCUGGUUGUGUGGCAUUGGUUGAUUUGCCAAACCUGAACUCCCUUGAAAAACUGGAGAUUCUUGAUAUUUCACGUUGCAGGGUUUUGAACCAAAUACAAGAGGAAUCCUUUCAAAAGAUGUCCCAUAUUCGGACACUCAACCUCUCAGACACUAUGAUUGAGUUCCUACCAUCCAUUUGCAAACCCAGCAACCUCUGUCACCUCAUCCUCAGAAAUUGCAAAAAGUUAAAAAAGCUUCCACCUCUUGAUCAUUUGUCAAAACUUGAGGAAUUGAAUCUGUGUGGUGCCAGUUCUUUAGUUGACUUUACAUCUGAAUUCCUGGAGCCUAUGGUCGACCUUCAAAUUGUUGACUUAUCUGAAAUCCCACUGACAAAGGUACCAUCCAUGUCCAAAUUCAUCAAACUCAGACAGUUCUCAGUAAAGGGUUGUUCAUCCUUAAAUGAAGUGAUACAUCUUGAAGAACUAACACUUCUUGAGAUUCUUGAUCUUUCUGGAACAGCAGUUCCGAGUCUGCCUCCCCUAAAUACUUUUAGCAACCUCCGCCAGCUCUUGCUAAAAGAUUGUUUACAGAUAGAAGAGUUGCAGUUUCUAGGGUCGCUUAGUCGGCUGGAGGUUCUUGAUCUGUCAGGAACCAGAAUGAAGCAAUUUCCUUAUGAGAUAUCAGAGCUUACUCAUUUAGAGCAGCUUCAUCUGCCUGACUUGAGGGGUAUGCGUGAUCUUGACUUGGGAAAGAUAAAGCGUUUGCCACAAAAGGUCAACUGGGAUGAAUGUCACAUCUUUGAGUGUGCUGAUAUUUACAUGGGCAGUGACAAGCCUUCCCUAUCUGUAAGUGGCUUUGAAAUUUUUCACAUUUUGGACAAACAUCCAAAGUUCUGGGAAGAAAAGUUCAAAAAAUUUCAUUUCCAUGUAAAGAAGAAGGAAGGCGAAGAUGGAGGCAUCAAUCACUGCAAAGAUGAAUUUGUCUUCAGAGAUGUGUACUUCCACACUAGACAUUUUUAUCUUAAAGAGCACGACAGGUCUUUGGAAAUCUAUGGAUCGUAUAGUCUCCCUAAGGGUUUUGAAAGUGUCCUCAAGUGUGCCGAAUGCAUAUCUUUGGUUGACAAUGACCUUAUACAUAGCCUAUCUUAUUUAGGUUCUGAUAAUGUGAGGGCAAUGAAACGCUGUUGGUUAGAGAGAUGUAGUAAAGUACGAAACAUUCUUUCUAAUGAUGAGGCAGGUGUCACACUGGGCAGAAAUUUAGACUCUAUGGAUUUCAAACCUCCCAAUUUUGAGCAGUCUUAUAAUGGGAAUGUGCAAUCAGUGGUGUUUCAGAACCUUAAACAAUUGUAUCUGGAUUGUUGUCCAGGCAUUGUAAAUGUCUUUCCAUCCUCCCAGCUUCCAGAAAACCUGGAAACUCUACAUGUUCAGUUUUGUGAUAAGUUGCAAACUUUGUUCGAAUGUGAUUCACAAUCUAGUUGUGCAAUGCAAAGGUUGAGGAAAUUGUAUCUACUGGAACUACCAGAGUUGAGUAGCAUUGGGAUAAAAUUGCCAGAAGACCUGGAAAUUCUACAUGUUCAGUCUUGUGAUAAGUUGCAAACUUUGUUUGAUUGUGAUUCACAAUCUAGUUGUGCAAUGCAAAGAUUGAGGAAAUUGUAUCUACAGGAACUACCAGAGUUGAGGAGCAUUGGGAUAAAAUUGCCAGCUGAACUGACUUCUGUGGUCAUCAAAUGCCCCAAGUUGCUGGAGCUCCAGUUGGAUGCGACCGACCAGGUCUCCAAGUAAUCCUCAAUCUUGGGUCAAGAAUGAAUGCAGAACUGUUAUCUUUGGAACUUUAUGCUUUGUAAUGCAAUUCUGACAUAAAAGUGUUUGCAAGCUUUAAACCAUUGCAAAAUCUAUGAGUGAAUAUUCUAGUGCUUUUGGGAUGUUCACUUUGAAGUUUUCCACAGAGAUCGAGCUCAGAACUGUGAUCAACAGUGGAUGAUUUGAUAAGUUCAUCUAGAAUUCUUAUGGCCAUUAAGGGUUGAGAGUUAUAAUUAAGUUAUUGUAAAUUCAUGUUCAUGUUUGUAAUUUAAUUUGAUUCUUAAAUUGUUGCCCGUUUGUUCCAAGGGCUUGCUACUAUAUUG